Messenger RNA from Helianthus annuus (common sunflower), 594 nucleotides. RefSeq lists its product as uncharacterized. The coding region runs from base 1 to 594 and encodes 197 amino acids. NCBI's taxonomy places the organism in Eukaryota, Viridiplantae, Streptophyta, Magnoliopsida, Asterales, Asteraceae. The transcript has a single exon. The record is from RefSeq and is a predicted model, not a curated record.
AUGAGGUGUAAGAAACACAACACCGAUCUCAACAGCAUCAACGACGUCUGCGCUUCUUGUCUCUGUGAACGCCUAUUCAAAUUAAUCCUCACUCGGAAACAAACCGAAGCCCAGGACCAAUCACAGAACAACCGUAAUUCAAACACAAAUUCACCGUUACCUCGUUCUGUUUCUCCGUACAUCCACUGGAAACCCGUACAGCAACAUAAUUCUAUUACAACUGUCCAACAACCUUCUAACAAACCUCACCUGAACCACAGCCGCUCAGAUAAAGGGUUCUACAACUCACCGCGGAUAGCAGUUACUUCCGGCGGUUGCAUCGGCAGUGCUACUUCUACUUCAUCGAACAAUAAGAAGAAGAAGAGAUUAAUUAGGUUUUCAUCGCUUUCAAACAUCUUCAGAUCUAAAGGACAUGACGGAGACUCCGAUUCGAUUCACGGAGCUUUCGUUUCCACUUCCGGCGAGCCGAGCGGCGCUGCUGGUAAGCCGACGUCAGUGACAUCAUCUCCGUUGUGGUUCUCGAACGUUCGUCCAGUAUCCGAUCGUCGUCAGAAGAAAUUAUCUGCAAUUUGGGAGAAUAUGUGUUUGUGUUGA